AUGGCGGCGCCGCCCGAAACUUCGCAGUUCGAGUCAACAGAAACGCUGGCAACGUUUGUGGCGGCGACGCCGCUGCUGGAGGAGUCGUGGCGGCUGUGCAGACGUGCCAACGCCGCCGCCGCCGCCGCACACCACGGGAGCUUUGCGGUGAACAUUGUGGGGCAGGUGGCGUACGUGGCUUUCUCCGCCGUGCAAGUGGUGGCGGCGGCGGCUGAGGAGGAGGAGGAGGAGGAUCUGGUGGAGCUGGAAAAUAGUAAGGGGGUUUUCAGCUCAUCAUUUGUUGAGAGGGGAUUAUCAAAACCCAAGAUUUUGGAAAUUUCGAACAAAAGCAAGUCGAUUAUAUUUACCGGUCACUCGCUAGGAGGCGCAGUUGCUUCACUCUCGACCCUUUGGCUCCUUUCCCACAAUAUCCAAACCCCCGUUUUAUGCAUCACCUACGGUUCGCCUCUCCUCGGAAACGAGCCCUUCUCACAAGCCAUUCUCCAACAAAGAUGGUCCGGAAAUUUCUGCCACAUUGUGGCAGCUCACCACCACCAUAUACUUAUUCCGAAAAUACCCCCUUCGUUAUCACUAUUCGACAAAGUGUCGGAUAUUAUUAUUGACGAUCAAGAAACGAAGAGUAUAUGUAUGAUCGGUCCAUAUUGGCCUUUUGGGAGCUAUAUGUUUAUCACGGAAAACGGGGCGAUCUGCUUGGAUAACGCGACGGCUAUCGUGGAGUUUCUUCACUUGUCAAUGACUUGUGAGGGUUUUCGUAACCCUAAUAACUCAUGUGUUGUUGUUGAGGAUGUUCUCAAGUACGAGGAUUAUGUCGGAAAAAUUUGUCAGCGGUACUUAGGGAAAGGUAAGUGCAUGGAUAGCUUUUCUGAGUCAAGCAGUGAAGCAGGGAUUGCAUUGGCAUUGGCUUCAUCAGAGAUAUCUCCUCAGAGUAUUUGA
Molecule: messenger RNA, 933 nt
Organism: Erythranthe guttata (spotted monkey flower)
Lineage: Eukaryota; Viridiplantae; Streptophyta; Magnoliopsida; Lamiales; Phrymaceae
Source: RefSeq, a predicted model, not a curated record